UUAACAGCCCUUUCCUUGAUCUAUGUGCCAUUAAAGAGUAGAGUCCUUAGCAGGAAGAGAUCAGAGAUGAGGAGCAUCACCUUCUGUGUUUCAUUCUUGCUAUCUACUUUACUGCUUCAUCUAUGUUUGUACUAUGAGGUGGCUUCCGGUGAUCAAAUUAUUGGGUCCGAUAGGAAAGCAUUAGAAAUAACCACAGGUGGUUAUGGUGGCGGCUAUUACCCUGCUUCACCUCCACCCCCGGAGCAUUGUCCUCCUCCUCCUCCUCCCCCUCCUAAACCCAUUUGCACCACACUGCACCGGCCUCACUCAUCAUCAUCACUCACCACUGCCGUACUCCUGCCUCUCCGCUAUCCCGAACUGAUGCUGUCCCACACACAUCACCUCCAAUCGACCCACUGUGUGCCGGGUUGUGAGGUUGCGGCGGUAGCGCAUCAGUUACAGGUUUUCAGGACGUGGACGGGAUACAGCUGGAAGGGCUUAUUUUGUGACGCACAUCCGGACUUCAAUCAACAAGCUCUUGCUGCAGUGGACUUCAAUGGCUUCAAACUUGGCCGUAAGGACGGCGGCAGCCUCCCUCUCUAUGGCUUCAUUGACGAGUUACCAGAUAUAACCGUGUUCCACGCAAACUCCAACAAUUUCACCGGAAGCGUUCCCAAGAAGGUCAUGACCCUAAAGUACUUCUUUGAGCUUGAUCUAAGCAACAACAAGUUAUCCGGCCAGUUUCCAAUGGAAGUUCUUGGAGCCACACAAUUGACGUUCUUGGACCUCCGGUUUAACUCCUUGUGCGGAACAGUUCCACCUGGAGUGUUCAACCUAGACGUGGACGUGAUCUUCAUCAAUAACAACAACUUUGUGCAAAAGCUUCCUGACAAUCUUGGCUCCACGCCAGCUCUUUAUCUCACUUUUGCCAACAACAAGUUCACGGGGCAAAUCCCACGAAGCAUUGGCACUGGCAACACUUCAGAAAAUCUAAUUGAGGUGCUCUUCUUGAACAACCACCUCUCGGGAUGCUUGCCACCCGAGAUUGGCCGCUUGAAACGGGCAACCGUGUUUGAUGUGAGCAUUAACUGGUUGACAGGUCCAAUACCCCAGUCAUUUCAGUGCCUGACCAAAAUAGCAUUGCUUAAUUUGGCUCAGAACCAAUUCUAUGGGGCGAUCCCGGAGGCCAUCUGCAAGCUACCUGACUUGUCUAAAUUCACGUUAUCAUACAACUACAUCACCGAAGUAGGCCCCGAAUGCAGGAAGUUGAUAGGAAAGGGAAUUCUUGAUGUUCGAAUGAAUUGCAUUAUAGAUCUUCCAAAUCAGAGAUCAAAGGAGGAAUGUGCUAAAUUUUUUGAAAAGAACGAGUACCACACCUGCCCCAACGAAAAGAUGUAUUCUCACCACAUUCCAUGCAAGAAUAAGCAUUAUUCAGGUUCCGAUCAUCAACCAACGGUUGCAGCCACUUCGCCAUUGUCCUAUGAUGCUCUUACACCGCAUAAGUUGUGAUUUUCAUGCCCGAAGUUGACUCAUUGACAGAUGGGUCAUCGGGGUGUCUUUAUUUAUUUUACGUCUAAAAUUGUUUUUUUAUGUACAAGCACCCAUUAUCUUGAAAAGAUGUUAAUGCAAAUCCUGUACCCCUGAGUAUUGCCAUUGCUGUUAGGGAAAGCUUGCUUCUUGUCCGUUAACUUAUC
This is a messenger RNA of Juglans regia (Persian walnut), 1673 nucleotides long. RefSeq lists its product as uncharacterized. The coding region runs from base 67 to 1488 and encodes 473 amino acids. The transcript has 2 exons. Gene Ontology annotation, molecular function: protein binding. NCBI's taxonomy places the organism in Eukaryota, Viridiplantae, Streptophyta, Magnoliopsida, Fagales, Juglandaceae. The record is from RefSeq and is a predicted model, not a curated record.